Prunus avium (sweet cherry) is the source of this 471-nucleotide messenger RNA. Its product is annotated as aminopeptidase P1-like. The record is from RefSeq and is a predicted model, not a curated record. Lineage: Eukaryota; Viridiplantae; Streptophyta; Magnoliopsida; Rosales; Rosaceae.
AUGGUUGAAUCCUUUACUGUCUACAUAUAUGUAGACUGUUAUUCCCAAGUCCCUUCAAGCCAAUCCUCAUGUUAUGGUCUUAUGAAGUUGCUUGAUGUACUGCAUUUUGUGCAGGUUCUCAAGGGUCAUAUAGCUCUCGGGAAUGCCCGAUUUCCUAAUGGAACCAAUGGUCAUGCACUUGACAUUCUUGCUCGAGUUCCUUUGUGGAAGAGUGGUCUUGAUUAUCGACAUGGCACUGGUCAUGGGAUUGGGUCUUAUCUAAAUGUUCAUGAAGGACCACAUUUAAUUAGUUUCAGACCGCAUGCUCGAAAUGUCCCACUGCAAGCUUCCAUGACUGUAACAGAUGAACCUGGAUAUUACGAGGAUGGGAAUUUUGGAAUAAGAUUGGAGAACGUGCUUAUAAUCAACGAAGCUGAUACAAAAUUCAACUUUGGUGACAAGGGUUACUUGCAAUUUGAGCACAUAACAUGA